UCACCAGGUCCUGGCCGGAGAUUCCACGCCGGCACUCGGCGAUCACUGGAACACUGACAGGGGAGAGGUCUGUAUGUAAACAAUACAGAUCUCUCCCCUGUCAGCACAAGCAAUGCUGCUUUGCUCCCUAGUAAAACACACACAGCACACAGUAAAACAGCACACAGUUAACCCUUUGAUCGCCCCAGAUGUUAACCCCUUCCUGCCCAGUGUCAUUAGUACAGUGUCUGUGCUUUUUAUUAGCACUGAUCACUGUAUUAGUGUCACUGGGGAUGUCAGUGGCAGUUAGUCAGUUCCCCUCUAGUGUCAGAAUGCCCGUCGCAGUCCUGCU
This is a messenger RNA of Staurois parvus, 331 nucleotides long. Lineage: Eukaryota; Metazoa; Chordata; Amphibia; Anura; Ranidae. The record is from the annotation of a GenBank genome assembly.